UGGUGGUAAUGUAUUUUCGACUAAAGGGUUUAAAAAUUGGUACAGAAAGGAUAGCUUGCUAACGCACGUUGGUCCACCAAAUAGUGUUCAUAAUCAAUCAAAAAGAAUGUGUGAAGAUCUAAUGCGAGAAGAACAAUCGAUUCAGGCUGCAUUUUAAAAGUUGGAUGAUAAGGUAAGCAUGAAUAUUGGGUUCGCUUAAAUGCUUAAAUCGAUGUGGUACGACUUCUCUUGAAUCAAGGUUUGGCACUUCGCGGUCAUGAUGGGAGUGAAUCGUCAUUGAACACAGGUAAUUUUCUUGAAGUUCUUUCAUGGUACGCGGAUAAAUGUGAUCAAAUUCAACCUUAUGUGUUAGGAAAAGCUCCAAAAAAUAAUAAAAUGACUUCUCAUGAUAUCCAGAAAGAUAUUGUGAGUGCUUGUAAGAUUGAAACAAUUAAGGCUAUAAUAGAGGACUUAAAUGGUGACUACUUUGCUCUAUUGGUUGAUGAAUCUAGAGAUGUGUCACGCAAAGAGCAAAUGGCUAUUUGUUUACGAUAUGUUGAUAAAAGGGGAUUUGUGAUGGAGGCAUUUAUUGGACUUGUUCAUGUUAAAGAUACUAGUGCGUUAUCUCUAAAGAAAGCAAUUGUGGAUGUACUCGCUCACCAUUCUUUAACGUUAUCUUCUGUACGGGGGCAAUGUUAUGAUGGGGCAAGCAAUAUGCAAGGUGAGCUAGGUGGUCUUAAAACGUUGAUCAAACAAGAAAGUAGAUCGGCUCAUUCCGUUCAUUGUUUUGCUCAUCAACUUCAACUAACUCUUGUUGCGGUUUCUAAAAAGUGUGUUCAAGUGGGAGAACUUGUACUCUUGGUUUCAAAUGUUUUGAAUGUGUUGGGAGCUUCUUUUAAACGUGUGGAUGGAUUUCGAGAAUCUCAAAAACAAAAACUCGUGGAAGCAUUAGAUAUGGGUGAGCUAGAAAUGGAUAGAGGCCUGAAUCAAGAACUUGGCCUUAUUAAAGCCGGUGAUACUCGUUGGGGAUCUCACUACAAGUCGUUUGGAAACUUUAUUAGUAACUUUGCCUCUAUUGUUGAUGUACUUGAUGCUCUUGUUGUAAAUGCAAGUACUCCGGAUGAAAGAGCUAGUGCAUCGGGAUUUCUUAGAAGUUGUCAAACAUUUGAGACUGUUUUCUUGUUGCAUUUGAUGACUGAUGUUUUAGGAAUCACAUAUGAUCUUAAUGUGUCAUUACAGCAAAAGGAACAAGAUAUUGCAAAUGCCAUAAUUCUUGUUAAGGUUUUCAAUCUUCUACAAGAACUCAAUGAGCGUUUCAAUGAGGUGAUUAGUGAUUUGCUUAAUGGAGUAGCUUGCUUGAAUCCAAUUGAUUCAUUAUCUAGUUUUGACAUAAAAAAGAUAGUGAGAAUGACUGAAUUAUAUCCUGAUGACUUUGAUGGAUUUAGCAUGAGGGCCCUUGAGAAUCAACUUGCUAAUUACAUUAUUGAUGUUUGUGCUAUUGACAAAAGGUUCUUCAAUUUAGGUGGACUUGGGGAACUUUCAAGAAAGUUAGUUGAGACAAAGAAGCAUUUAAACUAUUCUCUUGUAUUCCUUUUGGUGAAGUUUGCUUUGCUUCUACCAAUUGCGACUGCAACAGUUGAAAGAGCUUUUUCAGCGAUGAAGUUUAUCAAGAAUGACUUGCAGAAUCGAAUGGACGAUGAAUUCUUAGAUGGUUGCAUAGUACCUUAUGUGGAAAAAAAAGUAUUUAAAGAUGUUUCUAAUGAGUGUAUUAUAAAAACAUUUCAAGGGAUGAAGACUCGUCGAGUGCAAUUGUAA
Molecule: messenger RNA, 1794 nt
Organism: Lycium ferocissimum
Lineage: Eukaryota; Viridiplantae; Streptophyta; Magnoliopsida; Solanales; Solanaceae
Exons: 2
Coding region: 376-1794 (472 amino acids)
Source: RefSeq, a predicted model, not a curated record